GCCCCGGCCGCGGGCGCGCGAUGGAUACCGGGUGCUGGUUGUUGGGCGGCGAGUUCGAGGACUCUGUGUUCGAGGAGAGGCCGAAGCGGCGGUCAGGACCGCCCGCGUCCUACUGCGCCAAGCUCUGCGAGCCGCAGGUGAGAAGCUGGGGCCUCUUUGACUCAUCCCGCACCCCAGGCCUCGCCCUCCGGGGGUCCCCGGCCCGUCCGCCCGCGCGAACGCAAACCCAGGCCAGCUCCAGCGCCCACCGCCUCCCCCGCGGUCCCUCACCCUACACGGGGAAGCGGACUUCCCAGGCCCCAUUCCGGGUCCAUGGGCGAGAAUCCCCGCGUUGUCAGCAGCUUGACUCCCAACUGGCAUUUGGCCGGCCUGGCUGUUGCCGGCUGGACUCACGCCCCGGCCCUGAAAUCUCCGGUACCUCCCAUUUGCCUUCACUACUCCUACAGCCGGGCGGUCAGGCCCCCCAAAACGGUGACGUCCGGCAUACCCACUCGCCCCUCCCUCUUCAGCGAGCUCCCCCUCCCCAUUUCCAGAAAGCACUGCAGGAGUAUUCCAGUAUCUCUGAAAAAUUGUCACCAACCAAUUUUGCCAUGAAAAGGGAUGUCCAGGAAGGUCAGGCUCGGUGUCUGGCUCACCUGGGUAGGCAUAUGGAAGCGCUGGAGAUUGCUGCAAACUUGGAAAAUAAAGCAACCAACACAGACCAUUUAACCACGGUACUCUACCUCCAGCUUGCUAUUUUUUCAAGUCUGCAGAACUUGGAGAAAACAAUUUUCUGCCUGCAGAAACUGAUUUCUUUGCAUCCUUUUAAUCCUUGGAACUGGGGCAGAUUGGCCGAGGCUUACCUGAAUCUGGGGCCAGCUCUUUCAGCAGCACUUGCGUCAUCUCAGAAACAGCAGAGUUUCACCUCAAGUGACAAAACUAUCAAAUCCUCCUUUCCACACGCAGGAAAAGACUGUCUUUUGAGUUUUCCUGAAACCUUGCCUGAGAGCUCUUUAUUUCCUGUGGAAGCCAAUAGCAGUAAUAGCCAGAAAAAUGAGAAAGCUAUUACAAAUAUCCAAAACUGUAUGGCAGAAAAGAGAGAAACAGUGUUGACAGAGACUCAGCUGAAAGCAUGUGCCUCUUUUAUACGAACCAGGCUUCUGCUUCAGUUUACCCAACCUCAGCAAACAUCGUUUGCUUUGGAGAGGAACUUAAGGACUCAGCAGGAAAUUGAAGAUAAAAUGAAAGGGUUCAGCUUCAAAGAAGACACUUUGCUGUUGAUAGCUGAGGUUAUGGGAGAAGAUAUCCCAGAAAAAAUAAAAGAUGAAGUUCACCCAGAGGUGAAGUGUGUUGGCUCCGUAGCCCUGACUGCCUUGGUGACUGCAUCCUCAGAAGAAUUUGAAGACAAGUGGUUCAGAAAGAUCAAAGACCAUUUCUGUCCAUUUGAAAAUCAGUUCCAUACAGAGAUACAAAUCUUAGCUUAGUGGGUUAUAAAAAGCAAAACCACAAACAUCUUGUACUGUAUUAGUUGUCCUUGUUUACUUCAGACAGGAUCCAUUGCUAAUCAUGGAGUAUAAAUGAUUAUUUAUGUUUUAUAAAACUGGCUUCUGUCUCAAAU
This is a messenger RNA of Mandrillus leucophaeus (drill), 1597 nucleotides long. RefSeq names its product chromosome unknown open reading frame, human C8orf76. Gene Ontology annotation, molecular function: protein binding. The transcript is spliced from 5 exons. The coding region runs from base 21 to 1463 and encodes 480 amino acids. NCBI's taxonomy places the organism in Eukaryota, Metazoa, Chordata, Mammalia, Primates, Cercopithecidae. The record is from RefSeq and is a predicted model, not a curated record.